AUGGAUCACGCGCACAUGGACCAUUCCAAGAUGGACCACUCCGCCAUGGACCACGGCAGCAUGGAAGGACACGGCGGAAUGGGCGGUGGCAUGGGCGACCGGUGCAGCAUGAACAUGCUCUUCACCUGGGAAACCAAGAACCUCUGCAUCGUCUUCCGCCAGUGGCACGUCCGCUCCACCAGCGGGCUCGUCAUCUCCCUCCUCCUCGUCGUUGCCCUCGCCGCCGGUUACGAGGCCCUCCGCGCCGCCUCGCGCCGCUACGAAAACUCCGUGACCAAGCGCGUCGAGUCCCUUCCGAGACGAGAACAGGUAGAGGCCAGCAGGAGCGCCCAUCUCGUCAAGGCCGCCCUCUACGCCGCCCAAAACUUCUACGCCUUUAUGCUCAUGCUCGUCUUCAUGACGUACAACGGCUGGGUCAUGGUCGCCGUCGCCCUCGGCGCGUUCGUGGGCUAUGUCGCGUUUGGGAGCUCGACCUCGUCAACCAAGGAUAACGCCUGCCAUUGA
Messenger RNA from Colletotrichum higginsianum IMI 349063, 504 nucleotides. RefSeq names its product Ctr copper transporter. Gene Ontology annotation, molecular function: copper ion transmembrane transporter activity. Gene Ontology annotation, biological process: copper ion transmembrane transport. Gene Ontology annotation, cellular component: membrane. The coding region runs from base 1 to 504 and encodes 167 amino acids. The transcript is spliced from 4 exons. NCBI's taxonomy places the organism in Eukaryota, Fungi, Ascomycota, Sordariomycetes, Glomerellales, Glomerellaceae. The record is from RefSeq and is a predicted model, not a curated record.